Molecule: messenger RNA, 826 nt
Organism: Leptosomus discolor (cuckoo roller)
Lineage: Eukaryota; Metazoa; Chordata; Aves; Leptosomiformes; Leptosomidae
Source: RefSeq, a predicted model, not a curated record
CCCGCAGCCCCCGCCUCGCUGGUCCCAAGGAAGGAAACGUGGCGCGGAUGGAAGACGGAGGAAGAAUGAAGCCGAUUCACCCGUUUUUGAUGAAAACAAGUACAGGCCUUCCGACAGCAGGCUGGACAGUUUUACAACGCCAGAAGGGCCUGGACCCCUUUCCCGCUGCUCAGAUUGGGGAACUGCAGUGGAAGAAGAUGAAAUGAGGACCAGUGUUAACAAAGAAAUGGCGAGGUACAGAAGAAAACUCCUGAUAAAUGAAUUUUCAAGAGAAAGGAAGUCCUCCUCUGGAAGUUCUGAUUCAAAGGAGUCCACUGUGACAGUAGAACUGGAAACAGAUGAAGUGGUUUUGAUGAGAAGACAAAAACAGAUAAACUAUGGAAAAAACACCAUUGCGUAUGACAGAUACAUUAAAGAAGUCCCUAGAUGCCAUCGUAUACCAGGAGUUCAUCCCAGAACUCCAAAUAAAUUUAAGAAGUACAGCCGCAGGUCAUGGGACCAGCAAAUUAAACUGUGGAAAGUUGCACUGCAUUCCUGGGAUCCACCUGCUGAGGAAGGAUGUGAUCUGCAAGAAAUUAGUCCUGUCGACCUUGGUGAGAUGGAGACAGAAUCUGUUGGGAGCAAUUCUUCUGAAUCUCAAACGAGCUGUCAAGAUAAUGAUGAUACCCAUUCUGGCACUCCCACCAAAGUUAGACACGUUGACUCUCAAGCAGAAGGUGAAUUUGACUUGGAAGUGUGUUUGAGUGAACCUCUUAAAGAUUUCGAUACUGUGAGUUAAAUAAUCCCGUGCAAACUGUUUUAGAGGAAGUUUCUUUUAAAUUUGAGA